Messenger RNA from Ctenopharyngodon idella (grass carp), 9503 nucleotides. RefSeq names its product glutamate ionotropic receptor kainate type subunit 3 (gene grik3). Gene Ontology annotation, cellular component: kainate selective glutamate receptor complex; plasma membrane; presynaptic membrane. The record is from RefSeq and is a predicted model, not a curated record. Gene Ontology annotation, molecular function: transmitter-gated monoatomic ion channel activity involved in regulation of postsynaptic membrane potential; kainate selective glutamate receptor activity. Lineage: Eukaryota; Metazoa; Chordata; Actinopteri; Cypriniformes; Xenocyprididae. Gene Ontology annotation, biological process: monoatomic ion transport; synaptic transmission, glutamatergic; modulation of chemical synaptic transmission. The transcript has 16 exons. The coding region runs from base 690 to 3665 and encodes 991 amino acids.
UGCUUCCAUUUGAUUAGUGCCCUAGAAAUUGUGCAGCAUCUGAAUUAUUUCACAUUAAAUUCACAUCAUGCAUCUGCACUUUUAUCUUUACAUUUUAAAAUCCUAAAACUUUUUUUUUUUUUUUUUUUUUUAACUAAAAAAGCACUGAUUUUCAAUGCGAUCUAACACUUUUUGUAGCCAACUGUGAAGGCCAAAUAUUUGACAUUUAUCGAUGCUCAUCACAAUGACCCUGCAUGCGCGCGGCUGUUCUCAUUGCUGUUGCAUUUCUGACAGCACGCAAUAUGCGAACAGCGCAGCACGGACAGUGUAACGUGAAGCGUUAGUCCCCAUCCACGCUGACGCGGGACUCCAGCCCGGUUGUUGCGGCAUCAGCGGUAGGAGGAGAUACAGAGGGGAUACAGGGACUCCUGCAGGCUGAUUUCAGCAGCUCAGCACUCGCAGGUGGAGACGCGCACCGAUCCGGAGCUUCGUCUGAGACCCGAGCGCGCGCGCACUCACUCACUCACUCACUCACUCUCUCGCCCAAAUUAAUAAAUAAAAUAAUUAAUACAGCGAGCUCGUGUUCAAACCAACUACAAUGAGAGCAAAUCUGUCGCAGUCAGUCCAAUCCUCAUAUGACUCCCAGCCAUUUAAAAUUUGAUGAGCAGUUUUUGGAGAGCUCCUUGGAUUGAUCCCAGUGUUUUCCAGUCAUGAAGAACAGGAGGGAAUAUGUGGAAUACUGGAGCGCGAUUAUAGUGGGUCUCUUCUGGAUUCACAGCUCUUUCGGGAUGCCCCAUGUCAUACGGAUAGGGGGGAUUUUUGAACAAAUGGAUGGACCUGUGGCACUCGUCAGCUCAGAGGAACUGGCCUUCAAAUUCGCUGUUAAUAACAUCAACAGAAACAGGACGUUAUUGCCCAACACAACGUUAACAUAUGACAUUCAGAGGAUUAAUAUCUAUGAUAGCUUUGAGGCCUCCAGAAAAGCGUGUGACCAGCUGUCUUUAGGUGUCGUUGCCAUAUUCGGGCCGUCUCAUAGCUCCUCAUCGAAUGCUGUACAGUCUAUCUGCAAUGCCCUGGAGGUGCCACACAUUCAAGUGCGAUGGAAACACCACCCCAUGGACAACAGGGAUUCAUUUUAUGCCAACCUGUACCCAGAUUACUCUUCUCUGAGCUACGCUAUCUUAGACCUGGUGCAGUUCCUCAAGUGGAAGACAGCCACCGUGGUUUAUGAUGACAGCACAGGUUUAAUCAGACUCCAGGAGUUAAUUAUGGCUCCAUCCAGGUAUAACAUCAGGCUGAAGAUCCGACAGCUCCCUCUGGACACCACGGACACCAGACCUCUGCUCAAAGAGAUGAAAAGGAGCAGAGAGUUUCGCAUUAUUUUCGACUGCAGCCACAUAAUGGCUGCCCAGAUCCUCAAGCAAGCCCAGAUGAUGGGGAUGAUGACAGAGUACUAUCACUACAUCUUCACCACUCUGGACCUCAUGGCCAUAAACCUGGAGCCGUACCGCUUCUGUGGCGUCAAUAUGACCGGCUUCCGCAUCCUAAACGUGGACAAUCCUCAGGUUGCCUCUAUUGUGGAGAAAUGGUCCCUUGAGAGGCAGAUUCCCCCAAAACCAGACUCCGGUCUCCUGGAAGGGAUCAUGACGACAGAUGCUGCUCUGACGUACGACGCUGUCCACAUCGUGUCGGUCUCGUACCAGCAUGCACCGCAGAUGACUGUCAACUCAUUGCAGUGUCAUCGUCACAAACCCUGGAGGUUCGGAGGACGCUUCAUGAGUUUCAUUAAAGAGUCUCACUGGGACGGUCUGACGGGACGGCUGUGCUUCAACAGAACUACGGGUCUGCGCACCGACUUUGAUCUUGACAUUGUGAGUCUCAAGGAGGAUGGCCUUCAAAAGGUGGGGAAGUGGAGUGCUUCUGGGGGGCUCAACAUCACCGAGGUCCCCAGACAGAACGGCAUGAACAUCACAGACUCGCUUUCCAACCGCUCGCUGGUCAUCACCACCAUCCUGGAGGAGCCAUAUGUCAUGCUUAAGAAGUCUGAUAAGGCACUCGUCGGCAAUGACCGCUUUGAGGGCUUCUGUGUUGACCUGCUUAAGGAGUUGGCCAGCAUUCUGGGUUUUUCCUACGAGAUCCACCUUGUGCAGGAUGGAAAGUAUGGGUUUCAAGAUGAUAAAGGCCAGUGGAAUGGGAUGAUAAAGGAACUCAUGGAACACAGGGCUGACCUUGCUGUGGCUCCUCUCACAAUCACCUUUAUGCGGGAGAAAGCUAUUGACUUCUCCAAACCUUUCUUGAACACCGGCAUCAGUAUCCUGUACCGUAGACCCAACAGCACCAACUCUGGCUUCUUCUCUUUCCUGAACCCCAUGACCCCUGAUAUCUGGGUCUACAUCCUGUUGGCCUACCUGGGAGUGAGCUGUGUGCUCUUCGUCAUCGCCAGGUUCAGCCCGUACGAGUGGUAUGACGCCCAUCCGUGUAACCCAGGCUCUGAUGUGGUAGAAAACAACUUCACCCUUCUCAACAGCUUCUGGUUUGGCGUGGGCUCCCUCAUGCAGCAAGGUUCAGAACUGAUGCCUAAAGCUCUCUCCACUCGAAUCAUCGGAGGAAUCUGGUGGUUCUUCACCCUCAUCAUCAUCUCCUCCUACACAGCCAACCUGGCGGCCUUCCUCACCGUCGAGAGGAUGGAUUCGCCUGUGGACUCAGCUGAUGAUCUGGCCAAACAGACCAAAAUAGAGUAUGGUGUAGUCAAAGAUGGAGCUACAAUGUCCUUCUUUAAGAAAUCAAGAGUGUCUACAUUUGAGAAGAUGUGGGCUUUCAUGAGCAGCAGACAGAGCACGUCGUUCGUCAAGUCCAUUGAAGAUGGGAUUCAGAGAGUGUUAAAGUCAGACUACGCCCUGCUUAUGGAGUCAACGACCAUUGAGUAUGUGACGCGCAGAAACUGCAAUCUCACGCAGGUCGGCGGCAUCAUCGACAGUAAAGGUUACGGCAUCGGAACCCCGAAAGGCUCGCCGUACAGGGAUAAAAUCACAAUUGCUAUCCUCGGCAUCCUGGAAGAUGGCCGUCUUCACAUGCUCAAGGAGAAGUGGUGGAGCGGCAGCAGCUGUCUGGAGGAUGAGCGGUAUGAGACGGGUCCCAUGGGCAUCCAGAACCUGGGCGGCAUCUUCAUUGUGUUGGCAUCUGGUCUGGUGCUGUCGGUGUUUGUGGCUAUAGGAGAGUUCAUCUACAAACUGCGAAAAACUGUAGAGCGUGAACAGGUCUUUCUGCAGUGCGGUGAUGGAAGAGAUCAGACUGUCGUUCACGUGCGAGAGACGGGUGAAACACAAGCCCCACCGCCCGCCGCCAGCCAUGGUGAAGACGGACGCAGUGAUCAACAUACACUCCUUCAACGACCGUCGCCUGCCAGGAAAGGACAACAUGAGCUGCAACACCGCAAUGACGCCCGUGUUUCCAUGACUUGCCUGGGCGACGGCCAGCUGAGGCACGUCCCCGGCGCCGUGCCGGAGAGCAGGGACUACGGCUCCGAGAUGAUUACGGCAUUCACCAUCAACCGCAGAGACAUCCGACACCAAAUGGCCAGUCAGAACGGUGGCAGUAGCAGCAAACCAGGUAGUGACCACAUCCUCAAACCAAUGUAUCCCACCAUGCCAUUGCGAGAGGGAGGCCGAUCGGUAUCCUUCCUGUGAGAGCCAACCACGUCUGCGAAACUAUCCGCGCCCGAGUCUGAUGUUUACAAGCGGCACUCAAAAGACUCGAAGGAGCCCCCCGAUCAAAUGAAAAUAUAUGUUUCUCACUGGAACAAAGUGAAAAAGCGGAAAAGAGGCUUUUUUGGAGCAUGGCAAUAAAUGAACAGACGCGAAUGGGAGUAGUUUUCUUAGAGUAUCAUUUAUAGCACAUCAAAUUAAUUUCGAAGAGUUCUGACGAUUUAUCCUUUGAUUUCGUCAAAAUGCUGUGGCGUUUUGGUGGGGGCGGCAAAACAAACGUCUCUGUGAAUGCGAUGUACAUUACAGGUAUGCGUCGGACCGUAGGAACAGUUUAGUUUAAUACGCUGUGACCUGCUAGAAUAGUAGAAAACCCUUAGACUGCAAGUUCCCGAAGGCUACAGAGAGUGUAGCGGCAUCCUUUGCUCACGGAAAUGCACAAAUAAACAGGGUUGAUUUCAUUGGAGCCACCUAAACAAAUUGAAAAAUGAGUAACAAUUCUGUACGGCAGUUUUGAGCAAGACUUGCAGCCAUUUUGAUUUAUUUCGUGCUUCACACAUUGCCAGCAGAUGUUUUUUUUUUUUUUUUUUUUUUUUUUAAACACAGCGAGAUCUAAUGGUAAUGACGGAUAAACACAAGAGUUGCCAAAGAUCUGUCGUCCAAAUGGAUUUAGACACUUGAAACGCAGCUUCCCCUACAGACAAGAGAGCGAGUGACACUUUGCCUCCGCUGUGUUUGUUAAAUGAGUUAUUCCUGAGAAUCACAGAAGAAUACUCACUUCACACGGUACGUACAGAGGAAUCAACACAAAACACAGAGCUUGCCAUAUGGUGAAGAGCUAAUACAAAGGAAACAAAACCGUUUUAAGACAUACAUGAGCGAGAAUGUCUCUCGCCAUGUAUCUGUUCAGCUACGAUUAUAUUGGCUUUUGCCAUCUGCAUCUGCUAUGUCAACUUGUUUGAAGUUCAGAGUUUAUAGAUGGUGUGGCCUACGUCAAAACAUUAAAUCAGAAAACAUCUGGGUGUUUUAUUACUAUCAUUCCAUCUUCCACUCUUGUUGUUGUCAGAUUUAUAGCAAAAAGCAUACAUUACUAAAAACAAACUCAAUAUAUUUGCUUAAAGGGGACCUAUCAUGCAAAUGUCACUUCUAUAAGUUGUUUGAACACCGAUGUGUGUCUGCAGUGUGUGUAAACAACCAGCCUAUAAUGGACAAAUCCACCCACUCCUUUUUUUUAUAAUUCCCAUAAAUCAGAAGCAGUCUCUUCAAACGAGCUGAUUCAGUUUCUCCCCUACAAUGACAUCUUCGUAGGGAGAAGCCCCACCCACAACCGGUGACGAUCUGCCCUAUUAGCAUAGACACACCCCUGAGUGAGAAGCACAGAGUCCGCCAUUUUUGUAUCCUCUCUGUAGCAGCUGGAGUUGUACAGUGUACAAAGAGGCAUACAAGUGUUGUGUUUUGGGAUGUACCAAUGAACAUAAGAGUCUCCAUAGACUCCCGAGUCACUGAGGACAUCGUGGUUAAAUUUCAUUUUUGAAAGAAAUGUCUCGAAGAAACUAGGUGAAGUCUUGUACUUUUGUGGCAAUCAUUUUACGCUGGACUGCUUCACAAACGUUCAAUGCUUGAUUUUCACAAAGGUUGAUUCUGAAAGAUGGGUCAAUACCAACACUUUGUGCUUAAACUUCAGAUUCAGAACUGAUGCUGCUCAUGUCCUGUCAGAAUUAUUGUAAACAAGAGUUUCCUAGUUAAAAAUCGCACAUGAACGCCCUUUCUGACAUUUUUGGUGCGUGAGAUUGUCCUAUUUUGUUGUUGCCAGUAUGCCGGAGCAUGAGUUUCCUCUUCUGGAAAGGGGGCCGGGAGCAGCAGCUCAUUUGCAUUUAAAAGGACCCACUCAAAAAGGGUGCAUUUGGGUCACACCCAAAAAGUGGCAAUUUUAACGUGCUAUAAUAUAUUAUCUGUGAGCUAUUUUGAGCUGAAACUUCACAUACACAUUCUGGGGACACCAGAGACUUAUUUUACAUCUUGUGAAAAGGGGCAUAAUAGGUCCCCUUUAAAGGAAUACUUCACCCAAAUCCUUCACCUACUCACCUAUUCACUCACAUAUAGUUUCAAAACCUGUGAUAUUUUCUCUUCCUUGAGACACAAAAUGAGAUGUUAGGCAGAAUAUCCAAGCUGCACUUUUCCAUACAAUGAAAGCUGAUGGUGAUUUAAACUGACAAACGUUAAACAAGGAUAAAAAGCAUUGUAAAAGUAGUCCAAGAUUAGAUGUCAAAACCUGGCUCUGCCCUGACUGAGAGAAAGACUGUAGCUAUCAUGAAGAUUCAGCAAAACUCAGUAUGUGUAUAUAAUGUACUAAUGUACUAAUUUUAUGGUGCCUUUAUUGUUAUUUUUGGUGUUUGUCAAUAUAAAUCACCACCUGCUUUUGUUGCAUGGAAAAGAGUAGCUCAGACAUUCUGGCUAAAAUGUCGUUUUGUUUUUCACAGAAGAAAGAAAAUUAUAAUUAUACCUGAGGGUUAGCAGGUGCUGACAAAAUGUUCAUUUGUGGGUGAAUCGCCUUAAUGGAAUUACGAAUCGGCCGAAUGGAAAGUUAAUUUGAAGUAAUGCUUGUACUCUGCUUAUUAUUUUGUAUAAUCAUUUGUAAUUUUUUUGUCUAAAUCUUGGCCAUGUGAUCGUCAGAAGCUGAAGGUGAUUCCAUUGAUAAUAUGGGUGAUAUUUCAACAUUUCUCAUAUUCAUUCUGCAUUCUGUUCUCUUUAUGUAUCUGAACUUGACGUUAAGAUCUCAGAUGAUCAGGACGUCAGGGGGAAGAGGGUAAAAGACUUUCACAUUUGCAUAUUUGAGUCUUAAUCCAAUAAAGAGAGUCAACAAAGACGGCUACAGUCAAUUGCAAUACAAGCAUGUUAAACAUCAAAACUGCAAUACAGAUGUACGGUACUGGACCCUCUCAUCCCAGAACGUGGCAAAUUUUCAGACGAUCAUUUAGUGACAGUUCAUAGGUAGUUGAAAUACAUCCGUGACGGUUUUCCAUGUGUUGUCUACAUGUGGGAAACCCUACUAAGCGUUCUCAUGAUGAGGUGUAGGUGCUAAGAGUCUUCACCCGCUGUCCGCCCGCGGCAGCUCGACCAAUCACAGGCCUCCGUGAGGUCAACCUAACGGACAGUGUCGAAAACAAAAGCAAAAACAAGAGAAAAAAAAAAAAAAGCAUUUUUGUGUUUUUAUGGUGAAUUAUGUAUCGACCAGAAUAACUUCAUGUGACUCGAUGUUUCUUUGGUGAAAGCUCAUUGUAUAUGUGUUAUUCAAAUUCUGUGUAAUUUUAACACUCUCUUGCAAAGUAGGGUAUAUAUUAGAUGAACAGAAAAUUACUGUAUUUUGCUAAAUACCGAUGAUUUUUACCUGUAUUUUUUUCCUCAGCUCUUCUCUUCUUGAUAAUUUGUGCAAUGCUGUAUCGAGUGUGAUACAUGCAUAUUGUAAUAUACUCUCAAGAAACAAUUCAAAUGGAUCUAAAGAACAAUAAUUUAAAGUCCCAGGCCCAAAUUCCAGCACAUUCAGUUCCAUUGUUGGAAGGAGUUGAUAGUAAAACUGAGUGAUGUGUGUGAGACCUCCAGAUAUUCUGCAACAUAAUGUACUCAUAUCAGAUGUAUAUAAAUAAGACGUAUAACAGAAUAUUCAGAGAAGAAUAUGAUGACCGAUUCCGUGUCAUUUCUAUCGCUUUCCAUGAACACUCAUCAUGGAUAUUUAGCUUAUUUAUUUUUCCUUUAUUCCUCCCAGAAUGUUCAAAUGGCUUGAUAGAUUGUGUAGAGAUUUCUACAUUGUCAAAUCUACGUCUAAUCACUUGCUUAUUCUUCAGUGCAAAUAUAUCAUAGUGCAAUUCUUGUUUCUUUUAACAAGUUGACUAAAUACAAUGUUACAAAACAGACCCCUAAAGGAAGGUACAUCAUUAAGAAUAAAGAGUCAAAUCAAAUGUUAAAACUUAAAAGAAUAUUUCCCCAAAAAUGAAACUUGUCAUUAUUUACUCAUUCACUUUUUCUUCAGAACCCCUUGUUUUUGGUGGAACACAAAAGGAGAAUGUUUACUCAGCUCUUUUCCCCAUACAACGCAAAGAAAAGCUCUUGGAACUUGGGCACAAUAACGACACACAACGACUCAAAUUUCGGCCCUCAUACAAAGUUAUCAAAUGACUUCAGAGUUUACAUCUCGCAAUUCUGCAGAUAUAAAGUCGUAAUUGCGAGUUAUGAAGUCAGAAUUGCGAGAUGUGAACUCGCAAUUGAGAGAAAAAAAGUCAGAAUUGUGAGAUGAAAAGUCAGAAUUUUGAGUUUAUCUCGCAAUUCUGACUUUUUUUCUCGAAAUUGUGAGAUAUAUUCUCAGAUAAUUGUGAAAUAAGUCUAAUUAUGAGGGAAAAAAGACUGAAUCUUUUUCUCAGAAUUGCGACUUUAUAUAAUGCAAUUUGUAGAAAAGAGUCAGAAUUUGGAGAUAUAAACUCGCAUUUGUGACAAAAAAGUCAGAAUUUUGAGUUUAUCUCGCAAUUCAGACUUUUUUUCAGAAUUGUGAGAUAUAUUCUUAGAUAAUUGUGAAAUAACUCCACUUCUGAGGGGGAAAAAGACUCUUUUUCUCAGAAUAGCGACUUUAUAUCUCACAAUUCGGACUUUAUAAGAUGCAACUGUAUCUUUAUAUCACGCAAUUCUGUGAAAAAAAAGUAAGAAUUGCGAGAUUUAAUUUAUUUUUAUCCCAUGACGGAAACAAGCUUCCAUACAAAUGAGUAUUUGACAAUGAAUAUGAAGCUUUUAAUGUAAAAUAUUGAAAUAAUUAUUAAUGAUAUAUUCAAAAUAUUUACAUAAGAGCUUUAGAAUUAAUAUAAAAUGACUAUGCUUACAUGUUUUCUUUUAAGUUUGCUGUGAACCUAUAUAAAUGAACUAAAUAAAUUCAGUUGAUUUACUUUAAUAUAUUCGUACAGCAUUGAUAUAGUCUUUCAGCUGUUUUCUCAACAGCAGCAGCGUUUCCUCCUGCUUGUGUUUAAAUUUUGAUGUUUCAUAAUGACCUCUUCAUCUUCCACACAGAAGUGACUCUCUCAUGAGAAGUGAAUCAAACUGACUCUCUCCAUGUUUCAUGUGAUUGAAUGUUCACUGAAGAGUCACUUAAAUUUCAUAAACUCUGGAGUUGACAGAACAUUUAUAUCAAACAUUAGAUUUGUUUGGUUUUGUCAACUUUAAACCUACUCUGAAACUCAAUUUGUUCAAGUAGCUUUGUGCAACUGGCCUCUGGACUACCUUUGAAACAUUUACUUUGUUUUUCUCUUUUUGGAUUUUGACAGACAUGGCCAUUGUCCGCUUUUGUUGUAUAUGGAAAAGAGCUGAUAUUUUCAAACCAUUAUAAGGUUAUUAAAUAAUGACAAAAUAUUCAGUUUUGGGUGAACUACACUUGUACUUUCAACUAGGCGAUGUCAUCUUGUGUGUAGCACUUUGAGGAUGUUGUUGGAAAAUACAUAAUAGACAGCAAAAUUAUUAUUGAAUCGGAUUAAUCAUAUAUUUACACUGUGACACAUUAAUUGUAACUAAUGACUUAGUAUCAUUUGCAGCAACACAGAGUGAAGACCAUGUUUAUCACACAUGCCUUCAUAUCUAACUCAUGAAAAACCAUGAAGUUCUCAUUUCUAUCUGUAUGAAAAGCAUUACAUUGAUCAUUUACUUUGGGUUUUGGAUCAAUCAAUCCUAUUUACGGAGCAUAAACAUCUAUUUUAUAAAAAGAAUGAAGAAACAAUGUGAACAUUGCUGUUUUACAAAAUUGUAUGAAACAAAAAGAAAAUAAAAUUAAAUAAACUUUUACAAAUCUUA